This is a messenger RNA of Caenorhabditis elegans, 828 nucleotides long. It is a transcript of the gene F29D10.3, whose product is annotated as PAN-3 domain-containing protein. Bases 1 to 828 code for a protein of 275 amino acids. The transcript has 5 exons. The record is from RefSeq and is marked reviewed. NCBI's taxonomy places the organism in Eukaryota, Metazoa, Nematoda, Chromadorea, Rhabditida, Rhabditidae.
AUGAUGGUAGUAUACGGUGAAACAGAUGAAUACAAUAAUCACUCAGAAAUUCAAGAAAAUUGGGACAAUUGUCUGGUAAAAUGCUACUGGGAUGACGAUUGUUUAGUAGUACAAAAAGUGAACGACAGAUGCCGUCUAUUUUCUUUUGGCAGUUUAACUAUCAACCGACUCGACAGCUCCUCACAAUCGAUUUUGGCUUUUAAGAGAAAUGAGACUAACGAUACUUGUCCUGCGAAAAGUUUCCAACUUACAUUCGAAUCAUCUUCCAGUGAAUGGAUUGAUGAGAAAGGGUUUAUUUAUAACUUAACAUUCACUUCCUUCAAUAAUCAAUGGAUUUUUGAUUAUACAGUUACUCGUUGCCCAGAUAAUUCUGCUCUUUGGACAAGAAAUACCAGCAAAGGCAUUUUCCAUGUUUGUGUUGAAACUCGUUUAUUUCCAAAUAAUACCAAUAAUGUCUACGAAGAGGCACACAAUCUUUGCAUGGAACCGAAUGGAAUGGGAUUAACUGCACCAUUUGAUAGUACUGAAUUGAAAAGUUUUAUUGCUACCAAAAAGGAUUUGUUCGCUGCGGGGCAAAACAAUGGAGCUUUAGAUUCGACAAUGUGGAUAGACGGUAGAAGUUAUGAGUCAAAAAACUACAUUUACGAUGAUAUAAGUCAUGUUGGAACAGCGAGCUAUUUGUUUGGAGGAAAUGAACCAGAUGGUGUGGGACCAAAUUAUUGUUUAUUCCUAGAAUACAACAAUGGUAUUGGUGACAAACUAUGCAAAGACCUAGGAAGCAGCUAUGGGCGAGGUGCGUUUUGUCGUGUUCGUCCGAUUCCUGUUUAG